AAUUGGACCAUGUAACAUGUCAAAGUCUACUAAACUUAGAGUUCUACAAAUUUCGAAUUGGCAUAAUUUCCAAAUCCACCUCUCAAAUAAGAGGUAGGAACAAAUCCUCCCAAGGACAAAUUGUUUCACCAAAUUAUUGAUCAAAACAACACCAAUUAUUUAACAUAUGAUGUUAUCGCAACGCACACUUUCUCAUCUGCUAUUUCCCCAUGCCUUCCUUCUGUUUUGGCAACACUUGCUCCUCUAUUUCUCAAAGAUUUCCUUCUAUUUCGGCUUCCAUUCCUCCUAUGGUGGUUCGACCGCCCACGCCCAUCAUCAACGUGGAUGGUUUCUUGGACCCUUUCUAGCAGACAUUAUAUACAAAAUUCUGAAGAAGACCCAAAGCUGCGAUUCAAUCCUUCCCUUUGUGUUUUGUGAUUUCUUCUUAACGUCUGAGCUUGCAUUUUGUUACAUUAGAUUUCAUCUGGAGUGUUUUCAAUUACUAGCUGUUACAAUUUUUUUUGGAUCAAACCUCCACACAUGAGCUGGCAUGGUAUUGUUAUUUGGUCCAGUAGCUGUUUUCUACACUAUAGCUUCAUUAUGUUUCAAGGUCUUCCAAGCUUCCUAAGGUGCUCUUUUAGAUGUUUAAUGUUCUUUUGGUGGAAUAGAGGAGGAGAACUGCAAGUAUUUGGUUUUUUGGCUGUCAGUUUCCAAAGUGUGUAUGAGAAGACAUGCUUGCAAGCCUUAACAUUUUCAAGGGUCCAAAAGUGUGCCAUAGGGAUUGGAGUGGGGUGCAGAAGCAUUGUAAAGGGAGGUCACUGCUCUUAAAAAGAAGGUAUUUUGCUCCUUUCAGUCAUGCAAGGUUUGGAUGUUGGAUGAAUCCAUUGAGUUCCUUAAAUCACUUCAGUUGCAAGUUCAGAUGGGAAGAUUUUAUGGAGGAGAUUGAUCUUUGUUGAGCACGAAGCCUUUUAAAGAUGUAAUGUCUAUGACAAUUUUUCUCCCCUCAAAUUCUGUACUUAUUUUUAUUUCUCCUCAAUUUGAUUAGUUUCUCAUAUUUAUGAUAUGGUUUGAUAAAGAAAGAAUAAGGAAUUGCCAAGGACACACAAGUUUAUGUUGGUGCCUGAUCUCCACCUAUUCCUGGAUGAUGAUUCUUGAUGUUUUCAAAUAUGGAGUUAGGUGAGCUGAUGCCUCUUGUUGCCACCGUUUACUCUUUGGUCCCAUGUGUAUCCAGAGAAGUUUAUCUUAUUUUGUCUAAGCAAAUUCUUACUUUGAUUCUCAUUAUUAUUUUUUGUUAAUGUUGUGUGUGUGUAUAGAUAUUCUCAUUAUGUGGAUGUAUGCAUGUGUGUGUGUGUGUGUGCCCUGUUGAAUUUUCAAAAUAUAUUGACUGAUGCCUUCAAUUGUGUUAACUGUUGAAUUUUGGUCGGUUUUUUCUUGUUCAGUUUAAGGCAUCUAAUGGGCAACAUGUCCUAUUUUGUUGGGAUAAACCUCUUCCCAAUUUUGUUAAACUUAAUAUUGAUGGUGUUGCUUUAGGCAUACCUAGACCUGCUGUUGUGGGAGGGACCUUUAGGGAUCCUAAUGACAAUUGGAUUAUGGGGUAUUCCAGGCAUAUAGGCAUUAUUAAUAGCUUAAGUGUUAAGCAUUAGACCAUAUAGGAUGGCCUCUAACUAGCUGUUGCUAGGGUGUUUUCAAAGAUUAUCAUUGAGCGACUCCUUUUCUAUGCCAUUCAAUUACUAUUUGCCAAUGUUUCUGAUUCCCAUUCAUUAAGUACUUUGAUCUUGGAUAGCAGAGAACUUUCGUUCUUGUGUGCAUAACUUAUUAAAAAUAUCAAAAACAUGCUAAAAAUCUACAAAUUACAUGAAGUAUAAACAUGGUAAGAAUGACAGAAAUCUGAAUUUUACCUGAACAAGCCUUGCAACCAAAACCUCGUCCUAUCUUGCUUAUAAUGAAGUUAGAUCCUGACAAAAUCAACCACGGAAAUGAGGGGGUAAGAAGGCUGGGUUCUCAUCGGAAGUGAAAAUCGGAGGCUCUAAGACUGAGUAAUUGAAUUUGUAAACAUAAAGCAGAAUAAAGUGGGUAAAGUGGC
Messenger RNA from Rubroshorea leprosula, 2062 nucleotides. Lineage: Eukaryota; Viridiplantae; Streptophyta; Magnoliopsida; Malvales; Dipterocarpaceae. The record is from the annotation of a GenBank genome assembly.